AAUUAAAAAAAUCUACUGUUGAAGACGUUUUACGUACACCGGAAACUGUUGCCAGACCGGAAAAGAUUAUGGAGGGCGGGACGUAUUUGAAAUUCGUAACUGUUGAAACUCAUUUUCUGACUUAUCGAAACAGUCUACUGUUGUCUCCAUACAGGUGCCUUUAAUAUUAUUACUGGCAUUAACAUCACUGUGGGGAAAAAAUGAUGUCUUCAAAAAUUCCCAAAGGUUUACCAACAGAGGCAAAAACUGCUUCCAAAACAGACACAUAUCUUAAAAAUCCAAGGGAAAAUGUACCAAAGAAAAAUUUUGCUCCAAAAGCUCACAAAGGGGUCUCAACCAGAUAUGGGCAACAGGUAGAGCUGAAGGAGCAAAAUCAGAACUUGGUGGCUGCAAAUGAGGAGCUGCAGAAAAACCUGUCAGAGAAGCAGCAAAGAGUUGCUGAGUUGGAGCUGCAACUCGACGAGCUUCAGACGGAGAAUGUAGAGUUUCAGAAAAACCUACAGGACUGUCACACCCUCCUAGUUUCUGCCAAAAUAGACCCAGUUUUAGGGGAAAGGGUUGGAGAGGAUGCAAGACAGAAGGAAGAAAAAAGGAAAGAAGUUAUGAGUGUUUCCACUGACUUGCUGAGGGAAUUAAAGGCCUUUGGGGACAUUGCAUCACAACAGCAUACUCAGCUACAGGAAAUCCAAGCAAAAAUGGAGGACAUCACUAAAGCGCGAGAACUUCUGAAGCGAGAAACGGAGAACUUCUCUCAGGAGGCUGCUGAAAUUGAGAGAGCUCUAAAAGAGGCAGAAGCACUCUUGCUGUAAACUUCAAACAACAACAAAAUCUUUUGUACAUAUUAAUGUGUUGCAUAUUUUUGAAAUAAAGAUUUAAUGUGUCUA
Girardinichthys multiradiatus is the source of this 884-nucleotide messenger RNA. RefSeq names its product kinetochore localized astrin (SPAG5) binding protein (gene knstrn). The transcript has 9 exons. NCBI's taxonomy places the organism in Eukaryota, Metazoa, Chordata, Actinopteri, Cyprinodontiformes, Goodeidae. Gene Ontology annotation, biological process: mitotic sister chromatid segregation; regulation of attachment of spindle microtubules to kinetochore; spindle organization. The coding region runs from base 201 to 809 and encodes 202 amino acids. The record is from RefSeq and is a predicted model, not a curated record. Gene Ontology annotation, cellular component: mitotic spindle; microtubule plus-end; centriolar satellite.